CUGCAAAGUCGGACACGUCCAUCAUUGGGAAUGGUAUUCAGUUACAAUCUAUCGUUCGAACCGUACAGUUCUCGAAUUUCUGUGUUACAAUGGGUUGGCUACACAGUGUAACACUGUUAAGUUUUUUCUUUGUCUGCAGUGUAGUUCUUGCUCAGAAUAAAUGGAACAGCACAACAGGACAGUGGCACACCACCCCCAGUACAGUGAGCAAACAAGACUCAAAUGUGCAAUAUUCGUACAGAAACCUUCGAUGGCCGGUGUAUAAAUGCCGUGAGCAAACCCAGAAUUACGACUGUGUAUUCCACGAUGUGUCCAUGGAUAGAAACGCUUCCGGUGUUUACUUCGGUUAUGAAAAUGUGACGCUGAACAACCAGAAAAGCAUAACAUUCAAGAACUCGACCAUGAGAAAGCUAUCGGACACAUUGGUAAACUCAUACAGACAGAUCGAGGUACUCAAUCUCAAUGGCCUGCAGAUAGAGGAAAUCGCACCGUACGCUUUUACAAACGGUUACUACAUCCAGGAACUGUAUAUGGGCUUCAACGACAUUCACGCAUUGCCUUACAAUGCGUUUGGCAAUAUGAAAUUCCUCCGUCAGCUGGUGCUGGACAGGAACUCUCUUAGCAGUCUGCCAGAUGACAUUUUUUACAAUAAUACCAAUCUUGUCGCACUGACGAUCAAUAAUAACAAUCUGGAGGAAAUCGGUGACAAUACCUUCCAAAAUACUAAAGACCUGCAGAAUCUGGAACUGUCCAGCAAUAAGCUUACCCGCAUUGACCUAUCCCGCAUUCCGAGCCUUCUCUAUGGUAAUGUUAGCUUCAAUCGACUAACGACACUAGCGAUUCCAGUGGAGAUAGAAAUACUAGAUGCCUCGUACAAUCAAAUCAACACCGUAACGGGUCGAAACAAUUACAAUCUCACUCAUCUCCAUUUGCAACACAACAUUCUUACUGAGAUUACUUGGCUUAUGCGCUAUCCCAUGCUGAAUCUUGUGGAUUUGUCAUACAACGAGCUAGAAAAGAUAACGUAUAGGGACUUCAACAAAACGGUGCAACUCAAGGAACUGUAUUUGUCUAACAACCGGCUGGUAGCAUUUCACUUCGGUCCUUCGCCCAUCCCAACACUCCAGAUACUUGAUGUACGGCACAAUCAUCUACUGCACGUGGAAAGGAACCAGAAUCAGUUCGAUACUCUGACGCAGCUGUACCUCGAUCACAACUCGAUCGUAACGCUUAAGCUUGGCUCCAACAACACACUCCAAAAACUCACACUAUCGAACAACGAUUGGGAUUGCAGCAGUCUAAAUGUACUGUUCGGAAGUGUCCGUAAAUCGAUUAUACUUGACAGUGACCAAAAUUGCAAGCUAGACUACCAACUCAAGCAAAACUUGUGCUGCAAGGUAAGCGAAAAACCGUACCUGGACCGAUUGAUGCAGUAUAUCCGUGAGAUAAGCAUUACAGAAAAGUUCCAACGGGCAGACGGACGAUGCAGUGCAGCUGACACACUUACCAGCAUUCAGAAUUUGACCGAUUACGUGAAUCAGCAUGCUGGAAGUGGGCUGUUGCAAUCGAACCCACAGCUUCAGGCCGAAAUCAAUCAACUGCAGGGCGAUGUUAUUCGGCUAACAUACGAACAGACGCAGAACGAGCAAUUUCUUAAAAGUAUGCACAUUGAGAUCGACAACUAUUUGCGUCGGUACCGCGUGACAAAGGAAGGCUUGGUGCAUCCAAGCGAGAACCUGCGCUCGGUGUUCGACCAUCUAAACAGUCGUCGUGAGUUUAAGGAACAAGAAACAAAACAGCGCCAAUCAGAGGCAACCCGGAAGAAGCAAGAACGGGACACAACGGAGCAGGAGAACCGAACCCUUCAGAUACAGCUGGAUGCAAAAAAAUUCAGUCAAGAAGAGCUCAAAAACGUGACGAGAGUAAUAAAUAGAAAUGUUAAGAAGUUGGAAGCAAUGAUUAAUCGUAAUCCGCAUGCCAGCCGUAUUCAAUAAUGAACCACAAGUAGACAAUGUAUUUGAAUGUCCGUUACUGAUGAAUCAAUGUGGAACAGGUGCAGAUGUCGUAAUAAUAGUCGACUUCGGACGUUGGUGUUCUUUUUAUUUUCUCCCCAAAUAAAGUGAAACAACAUCCAA
Messenger RNA from Anopheles funestus (African malaria mosquito), 2135 nucleotides. Its product is annotated as leucine-rich repeat-containing protein let-4-like. The record is from RefSeq and is a predicted model, not a curated record. Lineage: Eukaryota; Metazoa; Arthropoda; Insecta; Diptera; Culicidae. The transcript has 2 exons. The coding region runs from base 90 to 1994 and encodes 634 amino acids. Gene Ontology annotation, molecular function: protein binding.